AUGGAUCAAGUACUCUACUCCUCUUACAUCAUAAAAAUCCCUGUAAUAUCACGAAUAUCACCAUCACAAGCUCAACUUACGACCAGGCUCAAUAACACGACUUAUUUUGGCUUGUCAUCGUCGAGAGGCAAUUUUGGGAAGGUGUUUGCAAAAGAGUCUCGUAAAGUGAAACUGAUUAGUCCGGAAGGUGAGGAGCAAGAGAUAGAAGGAAACGAAGAUUGUUGCAUACUUGAGUCUGCGGAGAACGCGGGACUUGAACUGCCAUACUCGUGUAGGUCAGGGACUUGUGGGACAUGUUGUGGAAAGUUGGUGUCAGGGAAAGUGGAUCAGUCACUAGGGUCCUUUCUUGAGGAAGAGCAGAUUCAAAAAGGUUACAUCCUCACGUGUAUCGCACUUCCACUAGAAGAUUGUGUUGUUUACACUCACAAACAAUCCGAUCUUAUAUGA
Arabidopsis thaliana (thale cress) is the source of this 447-nucleotide messenger RNA. RefSeq names its product ferredoxin 4 (gene FD4). Gene Ontology annotation, molecular function: 2 iron, 2 sulfur cluster binding; iron-sulfur cluster binding; electron transfer activity. Gene Ontology annotation, biological process: electron transport chain. Lineage: Eukaryota; Viridiplantae; Streptophyta; Magnoliopsida; Brassicales; Brassicaceae. The record is from RefSeq and is marked reviewed. The coding region runs from base 1 to 447 and encodes 148 amino acids. Gene Ontology annotation, cellular component: chloroplast. The transcript has a single exon.